Molecule: messenger RNA, 189 nt
Organism: Eruca vesicaria subsp. sativa (arugula)
Lineage: Eukaryota; Viridiplantae; Streptophyta; Magnoliopsida; Brassicales; Brassicaceae
Source: the annotation of a GenBank genome assembly
AUGAGCUCCGAGGGACUGAAGCCGUUUAAGAAGAAAGAAGGGACUGUGAUCCCAAAGAAGAGAGAGUUGGUGAAGACAAAAGUCAUCAAAGCCAUUUUCUUCUCUUUUCUCCGUCGCCCCGGUAGCAAAAACAGCUCUGAGCCUACCAGUGACGGUGCCGGAAAGCGCGUAUACCCCACUCGCCCAUGA